AUGUCUGGUGAAAACUCAUUUCCCACCCUCGAUACGGCCAAUACUAGCACCCCGAACCAAGGUGUCACUCAGAAGGCGCGCAAGCGUCAGCAGCGCAGGGAUGCCAAGGAAGUGAAUGAUACCGCUGAUGCCCUUACCUCCGUUCUUGCUACCCUUAAAGUCAAUCCAGUGUUACCAAACACCUCCGCGAAAGGAACCAAGGUUAUGGUGUUGACUCAAGGCGAUGAGGCUCUCGCGAAGUCAACUCGUUCAUCCACUGGGACCUCAGGCAGCUCCAAAUCUUCCACCGUUGCUAAGUCUCCCACGACCGCUCCAAAUGGUAAUAAUUUCCCCAUGUCGUCUGGAAAGGUAGACGAUGUCGGCAUACCGCUAAAGAGUCUGGUUACCCCGCAGCCACUCUCUAAGAAACCUCUGGGUGACGCGAAGCUAAAGAGGGGUGAAGUGACGAGCAAUAAUGCCGCAAAGAUUCCAAAGCCUAAGUCCCCAAAUAUCACUGCUCCCGACGUGUAUAGGUGGCCAAUGAUCGUUGCUAAAGAUCUCCCCAGGGGCAAAGAGGAUGGGUGUGUUCGCCGGUUUUCCGAUAUCUCUAACGGUAGUGUGAAUCGUUUCAACCUCUUAGCGGAUUCCAGAGAGGCUCAAGAUGGUGGUAUGUCCCCAGAAACUAGUAUAGACGCGGCCACUCUAUUGCAGAAGCCGGAUGAAGCUAAGAUGAAGAAUGCGCAGAAGAAGAGUCGUAGGCGAAAUGUGAAGAAGUCGGCCGCAGGUACAAUACAUCCUGUACGGCAGCUAGCACAGACUGAAAAAGCGAGUACGAAUGUCUCGCUGCCAACGCACGCGCCCUUAGCUGCCUUGAAGGUCCCACCAUCUUCGGAGAAGUCCAAUAUGAAACCAUCCAACACCUCCAGAAGCUCCAAGUCGGCUGCAUCGAAAGAACCACCAGCCCAGAAUGUUCCUACCUCCGUUGAAUUUCCUUCUUUCCCGCCCCUCGCGCCUCUAAAAGUACCUACAGACUCGGAAAUCUCGUACACUUCCGUACCCAACCCUUCAGUGGUUUCCGGUUCCUCUAUCUCCCAGGCUGCCAAAACCAUUGCAUCCCGCAAAAAAGCCAAGAAAUCUUCUCACGUCAAGAUUUCUGAAGUUGCAGCGUCUCUAGUAACUCUAAACCCCAUCGUUGACCAGGACCUCGACGAGUUGAUGAAUGCAACAAAAUCCCAUCGGCUCACUUUUCUCACUGGCCCCAUGAUUACCGUUUUCAUUGGUGACAAGGCUGUUCGUGGUGUCUACAAGCGCGCUGCUAUGGUGGUGUCAUCCGUUCUGAAUCAAUUCUUUAAAGAAGAUCCAGAAUCACUAGAGUAUCACUUUCCGGCCCUCCACCUCGACGCGGAUGCUGUUCGCCAUCUCCUGGUCCACUGGAUGAACGACACAUGUACGCGCUUCGAAGCAAUCCCGGUUACGCCCCUCCCAUCAUUCCGCGGUAACUUGGAACUCCUACGUGCAAUUCGAUUCUUGGGUAUGGAACAAUAUGCCAAGUUUAAUCUUUCUUGGCAUGUACGGUGGCUGAAGUCCAAUCUGCCCCAGUACGAGGAUAUCGUUCAUGUGGCGGAGACGGCCACGUCCUCGAAGGACCCAAUGUUCACAGCGAUGAUCAAUACGCUAACGCAUUGGCGGCACAAAGAUCUCAUCCCAGACCCGGAGGAGUUCUUGGAGUUUCUCGCGUCACACCCUAAAAUUGCGACAGCGAUGGACAAUGCUGAUCAGUUCUUCGGCGCCGAGCGACGAGAGCGCGAGGCAAAUUGGAAAGCUGAACAGGAGGCGCGCCGUCUAGAGCACCAGGCAGAGAAGCAUGCGUCGUGGCUCAAACGUCAGAUAGAGCGUGAGGAGAAGCGGAUCCACGAUACGCAGACUGCCGAAUCCCUCCGUAUUAAGAUGAAUACAAAUCGGAAUGUAUCAAAGGCUGUGCAGACAGUCACUGCCGCCGAAGCAGCCAUGCUUCGAGGCUACUAG
This is a messenger RNA of Lindgomyces ingoldianus, 2004 nucleotides long. RefSeq lists its product as uncharacterized. The transcript is spliced from 2 exons. NCBI's taxonomy places the organism in Eukaryota, Fungi, Ascomycota, Dothideomycetes, Pleosporales, Lindgomycetaceae. Bases 1 to 2004 code for a protein of 667 amino acids. The record is from RefSeq and is a predicted model, not a curated record.